This is a messenger RNA of Pneumocystis jirovecii RU7, 1533 nucleotides long. Its product is annotated as dolichyl-P-Man:Man(7)GlcNAc(2)-PP-dolichol alpha-1,6-mannosyltransferase. Gene Ontology annotation, cellular component: endoplasmic reticulum membrane. The transcript is spliced from 7 exons. Gene Ontology annotation, biological process: protein N-linked glycosylation. Gene Ontology annotation, molecular function: alpha-1,6-mannosyltransferase activity. The coding region runs from base 1 to 1533 and encodes 510 amino acids. NCBI's taxonomy places the organism in Eukaryota, Fungi, Ascomycota, Pneumocystomycetes, Pneumocystales, Pneumocystaceae. The record is from RefSeq and is a predicted model, not a curated record.
AUGUUUCAAAGAUGUUUUUCACUAUUGAUAAAAAAGCAUGCUUAUCUGGAUAUAAUUAUUCUAUGGCUUGUAUUUAUGUAUAUUCUUAUUUCUCCUUAUACAAAAAUUGAGGAAAGGAUGAAUUUGCAUGCAGUUCAUGAUAUUCUUUCUUUUGGUGUAACUAAAGGUUUAAAAAAUUAUGAUCAUUUUAAGUUUCCUGAGGCUAUACCUCGGACAUUUAUAGGGCCGCUUUUAAUAUCUGGUUUUAUAUUUCCAGUGAAAUGUGUAUUAGAGUUGUUUUUUGGGGAAUUAAAAAAGCCUUAUCUUCAGAUUUUACUUAGAGCAGCUUUAGGUGUAUUUAAUUCUUUGGCUAUUAUUAUGUUUCGUCAUAAAAUUAUUAAAUGUUAUGGUACUAUCAUAGGCUUGUGGUAUGGAAUUUUUCAAUUGAGUCAGUUCCAUAUAAUGUAUUACGCGUCUAGAACAUUGCCAAAUAUGUUUGCUUUUGGAGUUUGUACAUCAAUAAUAGGUUAUUUUCUCGAGAAUAAGAACAUAUUAAAAGGUUUAUUUGUUUUAACAUUUGUUUCUGUCAUUUUUAGAUUUGAGAUUAUAUUAUUGACAAUGACUUACGCAUUGUAUUAUUGGGUUUGUAAUGUUGUUAAAAUACGAGAAAUAAUUAAAACAUGUAUUUUUUCUGCAAUUAUCGGGCUUUUUUUUAGUAUUGUAGUUGAUUCAUGGUUUUGGCAAAAAUACUUUUUAUGGCCAGAGGGUGUAGCAUUUUAUUUUAAUAUUAUAGAAGGAAAAAGUUCUAAUUGGGGGGUUUCUGCGUGGCAUAUAUAUUUUUCUACAUAUAUACCUAAAUUAUUAUUAAACCCGCUUUUUCUUGUUUUAUGGGGGGUUUCACUUUUUACGCGUACUAAGGAUACUGUUAAUUUAUUGGUUCCAAAUAUAGGAUUUGCUCUUAUUUAUUCUCUAGUUCCACAUAAAGAGUGGAGAUUUAUUAUUUAUAUUAUUCCUUCUUUAACUGCUAUAAGUGCUAUUGGAGCAGCACAUAUUUAUAAUAAAAGACAUAAGUCAUUAAUGUUCAUGAUAAUGUUGUUAAUAUUGAUUGUUGUUACUAUAAUGACACUUUGUUUAAGUUUAAUAAUGUCUUUGAUUUCUAGUUUGAACUAUCCUGGAGGAUUUGCUUUACAUGUUAUUCAUAAUGAUUUUAAUUUACGUGAAGGGGAAUUAGAGAAAAUUUACUUAGAUACGUAUACUCGCAUGACAGGAGCAACUUUAUUUUUGCAAUAUAAUGAAAAAGUUAUUUAUGAUAGGACAGAAAAUCCAAAAUUGUUAAGCAAUUCUACUUUCUUUGAAACAAUUGAUUGGGUUAUUAGUGAUAUAUCUCUUUUUCAACCAAAAGGAAAUUGGGAAAUAAAAAAGUAUAUAAAAGGAUACUCUGGGAUUGGGAGUAGACAAUCUUUUAACUCUAAUAUUUUAACAAAAUUAUGUCCAAAUAUAAAAAUUGAAAAUAAAAUACAGGUUUUAAAAAACAAUAAAAAUCAGGAUAUAUAG